AUGAAUCCCGAUGGAUCAUCUCCUUUCAAAGGUGGACCAUCACGUAAAAGGCGUCAAGCCUAUAGCGUGGCUGCCAUCACCCUUGAGGCGGCUGCGAACGUAGCCGAAUCCUCAGAUAUACUCGCCCCUCUCAAAGCUGCCUGUAGAACGACGAAAUUGAUCCUCGAUAAUAUGCAGGCUGUCGACAAUAACCAAGAAGGGUGGGCUGACCUGACGCAACGCAUGGAAGGGUACAUGUUAGCUAUCGAAAACCAGAUCGAAUCGUUCGCGAAAUAUCCUCCCGAGGAUAGGGAAGUCAACGAGGCCUUCAGCCGACCACUCACUGACUACGUGGACUUUCUCGAGGAGUCUCAUAGAAAUAUCACAAAUCAGAGGCAUAAGCGAAAGCGCAGCGGUCUUAACGAGUUGACCGAAGUCAGCAAAGUGAUGCUCGAUGCGGAUACCAUCCGUAAAUUCAAUCGGGAUAUCGAAGACCAGCAUAGGAAAUUCAUCGAUGCACUGAGCUUGUUCACCGCAUACCGUAUUCAAGCUGUCGAAAGGGAUAAUAAGGCCAUCCUCGCAAAUGUUGACAACUCUGCGAUACUCCAGCUCCCGAUGGUAGCAUUUGUUGCCUCCUCAGUUCAUACUACGUGUCUCCAAGGAACGCGCCAGGCCGUUCUGAAGACUAUCUCGCACUGGGCCGGGGAUGAUACGUCGCACACACCAAUAUUCUGGCUAUGCGACAUAGCAGGCUCCGGAAAAUCCACUGUCGCAAUGUCCGCAGCGGCAAUAUGGAAAGCAGAGGGAACGCUAGGGGGCCAGUUCUUCUUCUCAAUGGCCGACAGUGAAGCGUCGACCACUGAAAAGUUUUGCCCGACCAUGGCCAGAGAACUCGCCGAUCACAUGCCUGAACUCGCGCCGCAUAUCACUGAAGCCGUGACGCAGCAUCCGGCUAUCAUGAGAACUUCACUUUGUCAACAGUUUCGCACGUUCAUCACCGGUCCAAUACGCAAUCGAAAAAAGCGGGUGAUACUCGUCAUCGACGCCGUUGACGAAUGCAAGGCGGGACGAGAGCGAAAGGAACUGCUCGAAGCACUCGCUACAGCCACUCGAGAGAGUACGAACCUCAAGAUUUUCAUAACAAGUCGACCCGACCCCGCAAUUGAAACGGUUUUGCAGCCACUUUCGAUCAAACGAAAGUUGGAAAAGAUGGAAGAUCGCCUCCACGAUGUCGACCACUUUGACAACACUGAUGACAUUGCGGUUUAUGUGGAUCAGUUGCUGCACGGAGUCCUAUCGGAGGACAAUAGGCAACGACUGGUCAAAAAAGCCGACGGUCUAUUUAUCUGGGCAAGCACUGCAUGCCGAAUGCUCACUAGCGAAACCAGAUGGAGUUCUCCAGAGGACAUAUAUAAUCGCCUAAUCUCCGUGGAACAGCCUGGAGUCAUCGAUGACGUAUACGAUCUCCUCUUGGAGCGUACAGACCCCGAGGGCCGUUUAACGACACGUGAAAUACUCGCGUUGCUGCUCGCUGCAUUUGAACCGCUCACUGUCGGUGAUUUAGAUGAUCUCCUGAAGCAUACCAAAAUUGGUGGAAGUGCCGAGGCCCUCAUACGGAACCUUGGAAGCGUAGUCACCCGAGAUGAGACGAACCUGAUCCAUUUUCGUCAUCCCACGUUCGUCGAAUACCUUAAACGCCGUUCCACAUCACCAGUCGUUGAUAGUCACAGCAACUUUCAUAUCAAUGUCGGCAAUGCACACGGUCAAAUCGCAUCGUGGUGCUUCCAACGCCUCAAGUCGCGGAAGGAUGGACUCAAGUUCAACAUUUGUCGGAUAGAGUCUUCCUUCUACUUAAACAGUCAGAUCCCGGAUCUGGAUGCCAGGAUAUCAAAAUUCAUUCCAACAGCACUUCGAUAUGUGAGCUACCAUUGGUUGUUCCAUGUGGCGGAAACGGACGACAACUGGCGACGGAUACUCGAAAAUGACAUUAGACACGUUAUACAAAUCCCAUACGUGCUUAACUGGAUAGAGAUUCUGAGUAUCACGGGAGGAAUACCGCGAUUGAUCCGUGGUCUUCGAUCUGUUUCACGCCAUACAGGAGUAAUUGAAUCAAAAUAUAAAAGCGGAAUUACCGAGAUUCGACACUUUACGAUGGCAUUCUCAGCGCCAAUUCAGGAAAGCGCUGCACACAUUUAUAUUUCAGCGCUUCCAUUCACCCCUAAGAAGUCCCUCUUGCGUAAGAGAGGGUCAAAAUGGUAUAAUAACGUCAUAAAUGUUACUUUUGGACUCGAGGAAACGUAUUCCAGGCCCAGUAGUCUUCAAGGUCACAAAGAUAUAGUGGAGGCGGUCUGCUUCUCACCAGAUGGUUCAUUAAUUGCUUCUGCGUCGCGAGACCGGACAAUUCAACUGUGGGAUACAGACACAUGUCAGCCACUGGGAGAGCCACUCCGGGGGCAUCUACAAGAAGUCAACACCAUCGCAUUCUCUCCCGAUAGCACCAAAAUUCUCUCUGGCUCAGAUGACAAGACAAUUCGGUUAUGGGAUGUAGAAACAUUCCAGCUACUGGGAGAACCACUCUGUGGUCACGAAAAUUGGGUGAAAUCUGUCGGAUUCUCACCAGAUGGCUCGCGAAUUGUCUCUGGCUCAACAGAUAGGACAAUUAGACUGUGGGAUGCAGGUAUUCGUCAGCCGUUAGGCAAUCCAAUCCGAGGCCAUGAAUCCGCAGUCAUAGCUGUCGCGUUCUCGCCAGACGGGUCAAAAUUCGUCUCUGGAUCCCACGACAAGACCGUUCGACUGUGGGACGCUUUCAGUGGGCAAAUGUUGGGAGAGCCACUCCAAGGUCAUGAAUCCUCCGUCCGUGCCGUCUCAUUUUCACCAGAUGGCUCGCAAAUUGUCUCCGGCUCGUGGGACAACACCAUUCGGUUGUGGAGUACACGCACUGGUCAGCAGUUGGGAGAGCCACUCCGAGAUCAUAAGCAACCAAUUGAGGCUGUCGCAUUCUCGCCAGACGGCUCACGAAUUGUCUCUGGCUCGUGGGACAAGACGGUCCGGCUAUGGGAUGCAAAUACUGGUCAGUCACUCGGAGAGCCAUUGCGAGGCCACGAAGCUUUGUUGACGGCCGUCGCAUUCUCGCCAGACGGCUCACAAAUUGUCUCUGGCUCGUGGGACAAGACGGUCCGGCUGUGGGAUUUACCCACUGAUCAUUCGUUGGAAAGGCCACUCAGAGGCCACGAGCAUUCGGUGACGGCCGUCGGAUUCUCGCCAGACGGCUCACGAAUUGUCUCUGGCUCGUUGGACAAGACGGUCCGGCUAUGGGAUGCAAAUACUGGUCAGUCACUCGGAGAGCCAUUGCGAGGCCACGAAUCUUCGUUGACGGCCGUCGCAUUCUCGCCAGACGGCUCACGAAUUGUCUCUGGCGCGGGUGACAAGACGAUUCGGCUAUGGGAUGCAAAUACUGGUCAGUCACUCGGAGAGCCAUUGCGAGGCCACGAAGAUUCGGUGAGGGCCGUCGCAUUCUCGCCAGACGGCUCACGAAUUGUCUCUGGCGCGGGUGACAAGACGAUUCGGCUAUGGGAUGCAAAUACUGGUCAGUCACUCGGAGAGCCAUUGCGAGGCCACGAAGAUUGGGUGGCGGCCGUCGCAUUCUCUUCAGACGGCUCACGAAUCGUCUCUGGUUCGCGUGACAAAACGAUUCGGCUAUGGGAUGCAACUACUGGUCAGUCACUCGGAGAGCCAUUGCGAGGCCACGAAGAUUGGGUGAGGGCCGUCGCAUUCUCGCCAGACGGCUCACGAAUUGUCUCUGGCGCGGGUGACAAAACGAUUCGGCUAUGGGAUGCAAAUACUGGUCAGUCACUCGGAGAGCCAUUGCGAGGCCACGAAGAUUGGGUGGCGGCCGUCGCAUUCUCGCCAGACGGCUCACGAAUUGUCUCUGGCGCGGAUGACCAGACGAUUCGGCUAUGGGAUGCAAAUACUGGUCAGUCACUCGGAGAGCCAUUGCGAGGCCACGAAGAUUGGACGAUUCGGCUAUGGGAUGCAGCCAUUGAAACUGUUGUGAAUGAAUGCGACGAGGACGAUGCUGCAGACUCUGGCUUGACGCAAGAUUUAGGCGAACCCCUGAAAAUCCGAAUACCUGGAUUCAGACGGUGCUCACUUUUACCCGAUGGCUGGGUACAAUCUUCCGGCAAACUUCUCUUCUGGGUGCCACCAGAAAAUCGACGUGGACUACGACACCCACGUCUACUUCUCAAUAUUCCGACCGAGGGCAGCUUCCGCGCGACCCACCUUGAUUUCACUCGCUUCCGAUGUGGCUCUUCCUGGACAGAAGUUCGAACAGACGCUACUCAAUGA
Molecule: messenger RNA, 4326 nt
Organism: Serendipita indica DSM 11827
Lineage: Eukaryota; Fungi; Basidiomycota; Agaricomycetes; Sebacinales; Serendipitaceae
Source: the annotation of a GenBank genome assembly